Magnolia sinica is the source of this 2104-nucleotide messenger RNA. RefSeq lists its product as uncharacterized. Bases 13 to 1644 code for a protein of 543 amino acids. The transcript has 2 exons. NCBI's taxonomy places the organism in Eukaryota, Viridiplantae, Streptophyta, Magnoliopsida, Magnoliales, Magnoliaceae. The record is from RefSeq and is a predicted model, not a curated record.
AAUUCUGCUAUCAUGUGGCCACCAAAUCCCCGGAGCCUACUAUCACAGAAUGGCGAGGUGGGGGCCAUGGGACACUUUCAGCAGUCGCAACCUGCACCAGUGGCUCCACAACAGAGCCUGCCGAUCACGAUCGAUGGUUCCAGCAUCACUACCACAUCUCACCAACCAUCUGCACCGUUGGCGACUGGCGGUCCAAGUAGCACUGCCUCAUCACAAUCAAUAUCCACGAAACCAGCCAGAAAACAAUAUGGAUUGGUGCAACCAGAACCAGUGGCUCCAAAACAGACCCUGCCGACGAUGACCGACAGUUCCAGCAGCUCCGGCAUAUCUCACCAACCAUCUGCACCAUCUACGACUGGCAGUCCGAGCUGCACCGCCUCAUCACAAUAUAUAUCCAUGGAAGCGGCAGGAAAACAAAAUGGAUUGGCGCAACCCACACCAAUGGCUCCACAACAAACCCUGCUGAUGAUGACGGACAGUUCCGACAGCUCUAGCACAUCUCACCAACCAUCUGUAUCAUUGGCGAUUGGGGAUCCUAGCGGCACCGUCUCAUUACAAUCGACAUCCAUGAAACUGGCCAGAAAACAGUAUGGAUUGGUGAGAGAGAAUGGUGUCACAAGAAUCAUCCCGUCGCCCACCUCCAUUUGUCUUGCUGAAGUGCAGUCGAAAGAACCCAAUUCAAGCAUUCCCGGCCCAUCAUCCACGAUUCUUGAACGGGCGAUGAGGAUUCUUAAGAACAAGAGUAUCAAGAUUCCCUGGAGCUCUCAGAAAAGGGCUGCCCACCAGCGUCUCCGGAAGAUCAUGCUGCCGCUUGAAGAAGAAGACCCAGGCAUUGGAGACGGUGAUUUUCUCCAUCUCAGAAGUGGGGUUAUUCCGAUAAGGCCCACCACUCAGCGGACCACUACACUAAGCCAUUGCGAUAACAGAGGUGAGGGCAUAGAUGGUGAUAAUGCAUCCAGAGGUGGAGAUGUUCUACCGGAGACGAAUUCUCCGCACCACUCGCAGAACAUGAUGCCACACCCUUCUGAGAAUGGUGGGGGCAGCAAUGGAGAUGACGCAUUCCUUCUCACCGCCAGAGAUAUUCCAACGCACCUCUCACAUACCACGAUGCCACACCCUUCCAGCAAUGAAGGUGGGGGCAGCAAUGGAGAUGGCACAAUCCUUCUCAGCACUGGAGAUGUUCCGAAAGGGCUCACCACUCGCCGCCUUUCACAGAACCUGGUGCCACACCCUUCCAGAAAUGAAGGAGGGGCCAACAUUAAUGGAGAUGAUGCAUUCCUUCUUAGUAUUGGAGAUGUUUCGACAGGGUCCACAACUCGUGUCUUUCAGACCACGAUGCUCCUCCAUUCCGACAACGAAGGUGGGAGCAGCAAUGGAGAAGACACAUUCCUUCUUAGUGCUGGAGAUGUUUCAAUGGGGCCCAACAUUCCGCACCUCUCGCAGACCAUGAUGCCGCACCUUUCUAACAGUGAAGGUGGAGGUGGGCAAGGUGACAAUGCAUCCCUUUAUGAUGGUAGAGAUACGCCAACAGAGCCCACUAUUCCACAGCCCAUGCAGACCAUGACACUGCAACAUUCUGACCAAGAAUGCACCAACAGCAUCGGCAGCGACAUGUUCUAUUGUGGCAGUACACAUUUUCUGUAAAGCCCAUCUGGGAUGCUGAAUAGAAGUUGGUUGCCUUCGUUAGAUGAAGUUCCAUGGAUUCGCACUGCUCCUGCAAGAUUGUCGGCUCCAGUCGUUUCAUUGCUGCUGCCUCUACCAUCCAAUACAGAACUGCUGGAGGCGAUGAAUUCUACACCAUUAAAUACAGAAACACCGGGAGCCGUGAUUUCUACACCAUCCAAUACAGAACAUCCGGGAGCCACAACGUCUAAACCAUCUAAUACAGAACCAUGGGGACCCAUGAUUUCUACAUCACCCAAUACAGAACUGCUGGUGCCGACAACUUCUACACCAUUGAAGGAAACUUACAAUGAAAACCAAACAGAUACAAAGUAAAGAAAUCUAUGUUGUGUUGUUUAAUGGAUUUUUUCCUCCUUGAAUGCAAUGAAAUCUUUUGACCAUGAAUAGAUUUCCUCACGCGUGUAAAAGGAAUGUAAUGUAA